GCUAUGGGUCAGCUAUUGUUGAUCAAGUACCCCCACACAACACACAUUGAGUGGCGGGAAAAGCAGGCUGAGGCCACGGAGAAAGCUUUACAGCUUUGGCAGCAAAGCCAGGGCCGAGCCCCGUGGGGCUGCCGUUGGUUUGAGCUUUGGAAGGAACGUGUUGAUGAAGCUGUGAAGCUGAAUCAGACACUUCACGUGUUUUACUUCAAAGGGCGGGUGGGGGCUGGAAAGCUUUCCUGGGACCAGCUUGGCCACGACGAGGCCAGAAAGAAUGCUCGUGUGGGUGGAGGUCUUGGCAACUCACAGACAGCCGAAGUUGCAUAUCUAGACAAGUUGGGCUUGCCGUAUGUUGAGCAUGAUGUCUCGGAGUUCAGUUCAUUCAUCGCACAAAUUCGCACCGAGUCAGGGCGAGCUGAUGACCAGCCCGAGUUGACUACAUUAAUGAUAUGA
This is a messenger RNA of Symbiodinium necroappetens, 450 nucleotides long. NCBI's taxonomy places the organism in Eukaryota, Dinophyceae, Suessiales, Symbiodiniaceae. The record is from the annotation of a GenBank genome assembly.